Molecule: messenger RNA, 1635 nt
Organism: Trifolium pratense (red clover)
Lineage: Eukaryota; Viridiplantae; Streptophyta; Magnoliopsida; Fabales; Fabaceae
Product: NAC domain-containing protein 30
Exons: 4
Coding region: 218-1246 (342 amino acids)
Biological process (GO): regulation of DNA-templated transcription
Molecular function (GO): DNA binding
Source: RefSeq, a predicted model, not a curated record
CAUAUUAUAUAAACCUCUGCUUCUUUUCUCUACUACAACACAUUCUCAUGCUUAUUUGCUAAUACACACAUUCUUCACUUAUAUAUAUAAAUAUACCUCUCAUCAUCUUCUCUAUAUACAAACAUUCACCACCUUAUUAUUAUUAUUACUCUCAUAAUCACAUCUCUCUGUUCUCUUUCACUGCUUUUGUAUUGUAGCAAUCUCAAGGAAAGGAAAUAUGACAUCAACUCAAAUUUCUGAGAGGUCAUCAACAUCAAUGGAUAUGGAAUCAUGUGUACCUCCAGGAUUUAGAUUUCAUCCAACAGAAGAGGAACUUGUAGGGUAUUACCUUAACAGGAAGAUUAACUCACUCAAAAUUGAUCUAGAUGUUAUUGUUGAGGUUGAUCUCUACAAAAUUGAACCAUGGGAUAUACAAGAUAGAUGCAAAUUAGGAUAUGAGCAACAGAAUGAGUGGUACUUUUUCAGCCACAAAGAUAAAAAGUAUCCAACAGGAACAAGAACUAACAGAGCCACUGCUGCUGGAUUCUGGAAAGCAACUGGAAGAGAUAAAGCUGUAACUUCCAAAAACAGAAUUAUAGGAAUGAGGAAGACUCUUGUUUUUUAUAAGGGACGUGCCCCUAAUGGAAGGAAAACUGAUUGGAUUAUGCAUGAAUAUAGACAUCAAACUUCUGAACAUGGCCCUCCACAGGAAGAAGGAUGGGUUGUGUGCAGAGCAUUUAAGAAGCCAAGUCCAAGUCAUAGGCCAGGUUAUGAACCAUGGUAUAGUAAUACUAAUCAACAACCACAGUAUUUCAGAGAUGAUCAAAGCUAUGCAACUACAAGACCUUUAUCAAUCACAGAUAUUUUACACGAAAAUCGUUUACUCCUUCAACAUAAUCCUACAGCUGAAGAAGGUACAAGUUUUAGUCACCACUUUAGUAACAAUGAUCAACAGUUUCUAUCAAACCAAACUACUCUUGUUAUGGACAACAAACAACUCAUUGAACUUCCACAGUUAGAUAGUCCAACAACAAGUUUUGCUAUCAAAGAAUGUAAUCAAAAUGGAUUCAUCACAAAUGAAGAUCAAUGCAGUGAUGAAAGGAGUAACAAUGGAUCACAAGUAAUUGAUUGGAAAAGUUUGGAUAAUUUGUUCACUUCACAUCAAUUUACAGAUACAACUAAUUACUUUUCAAAUCCAUUGAUGAUGAUACCUCAUAAUCAGCAUGAUCAAGCUAAUCAUAUAUUAGGAUGCUUUCCUGAUUCAUAACUUGAGUGACAUUGAUAAUAUUCAUCAUAUAUUAUAGCUAAUAAAUAAAAGUAUCUUAAGUAAGAUGAUAUGGAAUCAUUAUAUCUUAGUUUUCCAUUUCAUCUUACUAUAAGCUAAUUUAGAAGUUGCUGAUAUUAUAUAAUUUUUUUGUGAUAAUGGAGAUUCACUUGAAGAGUGAUUUAGCUCCUUAAUAUGUUUAGAGUUCAUAAUUUUUUUUAUUUCUUUUGGGUACCAAUUAUAAGUUUAACUUUGUAUUAUGUGUUAUGUAACUCCAAAAUGUACAUUCUCUUUUUUGCAUGCAUAGUGUGGCUUUAUACUUUGCUUUAAGCUAUUUUACAUCAUUAUCUUCAUUUUGUGAAAGUUGUUAUUAAUAUAUUUCUUUUUCCUUU